UCAUUGAACUAUCUGAACAGCAGUGUACAAUAUUCAUAUCAUAUCAUUGAUAUUCAUUCAAAAUAGUGACAAAGGGAGAAAAAAGUCCAAAACAAAAUCAAUUUAGAUUCUAAUUACAAAAAUCUUUUGUUUUGUUGGAAUAAAGCAUCAAAAUGACUGUUUUAACGAAACCCUUCGGUGAGAAGAAAUCGGAAAAACUAUUGGCCAAAGGAUUGGAAGCUACGACAAGCGACACAGAAAAUGGCAAUGUUCUGUUGGUUACGCGCCAGCGUAAAAUGUCCACAGUCACAACCAUUAUCCUCUUCAUAGCUGCUGUGACAGUCUUGUUCAUGGGAAUAAUGGGCGGUGUGGCAAUUUACCAAUCGUGCGCUCGAGCACGUCUGAACCGCUUCCAUGGAUUCUGUGGUGUUCCAUACGAUGCCAAUGCUGUUAACAACCAAGCAAUGCUUUACAUGAAUUCGCCGUUCCAAGAUGCAUCUGGAGAACCAGCUGUCAUGCCAUUGGUUCCCGAUUUCGAAAUAUCACCCAAUGCUCGUAUGAAUGAACUGUUCUUCAAGGAAGAAAUCGAAUUAGACAUGGACGAUGAUGAGUCCUAUUCCAAAAUCGACGUUCCCGAUUUCCGUGAUGGUCGAACCGGUCGAUUCUAUCACGAUUUCAAAUUCAAUCAAUCAGCCAUUGUUGAUGUUGAAAGCAAUCGCUGUUUUGUGAUGCCAUUGGAUCGAUCAACCGUGGAAUUGCCAAGGAAUUUCUUCGAUUUGAUCAUGAAAAUGCAACGCGGCGAAUACAAUAUUGACACCAGUGUGGUCAAAAAGAAUAUGCGUGUCGUAUUGCCGGCUGUUAGUGACAUGUCGACUAUUGCUCCGGGCAUUGCUGAUGAAUGUUCCGGCAAACGUACGUACAUGAUGGAGAAAUAUGUCAGUGGAGUUUUCAAGCGAAGUAUCGAAUCAACUCCCACUUGUGGUAAAUUUGCUCAAUUCGGUGGAAAGCACAUUGAGGAGAUCAAUAUCGACAAUAUGGCCGCAGUGGCUGCGUACGAAGAGUCAUUAAAAUUGUAAAUUUUCCAAUUUUUUUGAUUUCUUUGUUAAAAAACAAAUUUUUUAUUUGAAUCUUUCCAACUGAAAUGUGAGGACGGUUAGGUAGUUUGUCGGAGGUAUAUUAUGCCACGUAUGGGUAAUUUGAUUUUUUGAUGUAUUGUUCGGAAGAAGACAAAAUUACAAUAAGAAUUAAAAAAUAAAAUGAAAUUUAUUAAUUAAAGUUGCUGUGCAUCCUAAUGGUAAUAUUAUCUCUACUGUAUCCUAACUCUAAAAACUUCCUAAAAUUACACGCAAAACC
Messenger RNA from Bradysia coprophila, 1332 nucleotides. RefSeq names its product integral membrane protein 2C. Gene Ontology annotation, molecular function: amyloid-beta binding. NCBI's taxonomy places the organism in Eukaryota, Metazoa, Arthropoda, Insecta, Diptera, Sciaridae. The record is from RefSeq and is a predicted model, not a curated record. Gene Ontology annotation, biological process: negative regulation of amyloid precursor protein biosynthetic process. Gene Ontology annotation, cellular component: plasma membrane; extracellular exosome; Golgi apparatus.